Aedes albopictus (Asian tiger mosquito) is the source of this 4876-nucleotide messenger RNA. It is a transcript of the gene mthl1, whose product is annotated as probable G-protein coupled receptor Mth-like 1. Gene Ontology annotation, biological process: cell surface receptor signaling pathway; G protein-coupled receptor signaling pathway. The transcript has 9 exons. Gene Ontology annotation, molecular function: G protein-coupled receptor activity. The record is from RefSeq and is a predicted model, not a curated record. Lineage: Eukaryota; Metazoa; Arthropoda; Insecta; Diptera; Culicidae. Gene Ontology annotation, cellular component: membrane. Bases 1199 to 3064 code for a protein of 621 amino acids.
UCCGUGCUUUUGCCAGAUCAGUUGCGCUCGCUUGUUUCGUCGUCGCGGAUGUGCGUGUUGAAUGUUUUGCCGAGGGGAGUAGAGUGCGCUUUGUUUUCACGCGUCGUGGUUUUAAUCGCGACCGGGUCGGACGCCUGUGGACAACGGUAAAAGUGACGGAAUUUUGUUUGUUGACAGUUUUUUGGGUGCCGGUGAUUUUGUUUGCAACAGUGACUGAAGUGAAACAAUAAAAAGUGCAGUGUUUCGGAAAUAAUUGAAGGUGAGAUUCUUGGCUCUGAUGUAACCGAAUGUGUAUUAAAAAGUGAACCGUUUUAGAAAUCAGUUAAAAGAUCGUUCGACGAAUGGAUGUAGCAAUAAAAUUCUGAUCGAUAACGAUUGUUGGUCAUCUAGCGAGAGUGAGUAAAUAAAGAAGACUAAAGAAUUCGAUACAGAAAAAAAAUAACGAUCAAAAGCUAGUACCAGAGAAUGUAAGACUGACCACCGCACAGUUUAAAGUUGCACAGUUUUUUUUGCACGCCGGUAUCUAACGGAGCCGGAGAAGACUGGCCAAGUCUGCUGGAAUGCAUCAGACAUCAGCACACCAUAGGAAGAAGCCUCCGUACAUGGUUGGGCAGCUGAUUUAUUGUGUUUAAUUAUCGCCGGCUGCCUGGCUGUUGGUUGGCGGAACGUGACGUCGCGCUCCAAAGUCGCGAACCUUGGCCAAGAAUCACGAUUUUACUUGAGACGAAGAAGAAGAAGAGUGGUGAAGAAACCGGCAAAAUAUUUGCGGCAAGUGCUUGUUUCCGUUUGAGGUGUAGUGCCAAAGAAGAAAGAAAAAAAGAAAGAAGAAAGAGUGCGGAAAAAUGAGCUAUUCGAAGCAAUAAAAGCGUGGUAAUAGAAAGUAGAAAAUGAUCACCAACAAGUGCAUUAUGGUGAAGGGAAUUCUGAAGAACCAGGUGGAAGAAGUGUUGUAGCUGCUGCAGUACUCGUAGUAGGUAGUGCGCGGUAACGACAGAGCACUGUCUGUCGGUGUCGUCAGGUGUGCGAUGAAUUAAAAGAGAAAAGAAAAGCGAGCAAGCAAGCAAAAAAAAAAAGGGCAACACAAAGAAAAAACCGAAUCGUGAGAGAAAGAAGCCAUCGAAACAAGAAAGACACCUUCUUCUGUCUGCUAGGAACGCGGUCAAGUUCGAGAAAGUCAGACACUCGCUCGCACCGAGAGAUGAAAGAGAAAAGAUUGCACUUGUCGAAGUCGUCUGCAUCGCCAAAAAUGCAUGCCCUACUUGCGGUUGGUUUGGCGACGGCGACUGUGCUGCUGUGUCUUUCACCGCCAGUGGAAGCCGCUCAACGGCAACCGGUCUACAUUAACAAGUGCUGCCGGGUCGGAGAGUACUACGACGAUACGCAGCAACUGUGCGUGGCAGGAGGUAUUGCCAAAUGGGUCCCCAAGGUGUUCCUCCCGGCGAAGAACCAAAUCUACACCGACGUUGGUAACGCUCCGGUUCACAUGAAGUUUCUGGAGAACAAGCGGCCCGAGGGUUGCAAAGUGACCGCGUACACCACGGAUCAGAUCCUGCUGAUGGGCAAUGGGUCGCUGUUCUUGAGCCAGAAGCACACGCUCGUGUCGUCGCCGGAGUACUGUGUGGACGAGAAGGUGGCUUUGGUGUGCGCCCGGGAUAACGGAAUGGACUCGUUGCAAGCGCCGGAGAAGACCAGUUCGGUGUGGCGGUGCUGCGGUCCGAAUUUGGCCUAUGACCGGCUCAAUCAGACCUGCGCCAAGUUGGAUCAGUCGCACGUGAGUUAUGGCGCCAAAAUUGUCACGUCUGCCCACGUGGAUUUGAGUUUUGGGUUUCCGGCCUGUAAGGAGCACGUGAUAGCGGGAAAUUUUAAGCCGGAAAAUCUGCGGGAGGACACCGGUUCGGUGACGAUCGAUUCGGGCAAGAUUUUGGCCUCGAAUGAGUACUGCUUGGAGCAGGCACUGGACGGGAAGGCGGUGUACGUUUUUACCUGCAGGGAGCAUGUGCAGCCGAUUUCGGUGCCGGUCGAGAAUACGGAUGUCCGCUUUGCUCUGUACGCCGCCGGCCUGCUCGUUUCGGUCAUAUUUCUCGGGGCGACCCUGGCCACCGGCUAUCUGGUGACCUCGCAGCAUCACGUACUGCACUGGCGCUGUCAGACGCACUACGUUGCGUGCCUGCUGAUCGGGGACCUCUUCCUGGCCAUCGUUCAGCUGUCCGGAGAGACGAUAACCGGUCCGGCAUGCACAAUGAUAGCUAUCAUCGUUCAUUUCUUCUUCUUGGCUGCCUUCUUCUGGCUGAACACAAUGUGUUUCAAUAUUUGGUGGACAUUCCGUGAUUUACGCCCGACGUCGCUGGAGAAGAGCCAGGAGAUUUGCCGACUGCGGAUCUACGAGGUGUACGCCUGGGGUGUACCGUUGGUCAUUGCCGGUGUGGCAGUGAUUCUGGACAAUCUACCGGACAGUGACGCUACCUAUCUGAGGCCGAGAUUUGGCGAACACAAGUGCUGGUUCCGUGAUGACGAUCUGGAGAUACUGACCUACUUCUACGGACCGGUGGGCAUUCUGCUGUUCAUCAAUUUGCUUCUGUUUGCCUCCACGGCUCGACAGUUGACCUGUGGUCUAUGGAAACGGGACGAUGUCAAGUCCACCACGGAACGCCGCGGUCUGGUUUCUUCUCCCUCUUACAGCGCUGCCCUGGGACGAGUCUGCAUGAAGCUGGUGGUCGUCAUGGGCAUCACCUGGGUCGCCGACGUCGCGUCCUGGGUGUUCAAGGGACCGUACUACAUCUGGCUGGUGACGGAUCUGAUCAACGCACUGCAGGGGGUGUUCAUCUUCAUCGUCGUCGGCUGCCAACCGCAGGUCUGGUCCGCGAUAAAGCGCCUGUGGAACUCGAAAACGGGCCGUUCGCUUACCAACACCACCCACGGCCCGCAGCACUCCAGUUCGUCCCAUGGGCUACCCUCGAUGGGAGAGUCCAUUACGAAUAACACCUGCACCAACAAUACGACCACGACGACCAACUCCCAGGCGAACAACAACGGCAAUCGGGUUCCCAUGGAGACGGUGUGCUAGGAUGACAAAGGAUCGCAGCAAGCACCCACCCGGAGGAAGGUAAUAGUCUCGUGUAGGAUCAAAGGAGCCUAGGAUUUCCUUAUGGUUGGGAAUGAAUUGAUUCUUUUUUAUUAUUAUUGAAAGGAAAUCGAAUUUUGACUGUAGUAGGCUAGAAGCUUCCACUAAUAUGAGCGGUUUUUUCGAGAAAUUUAGAACGCAUUUACAAACCAUACUGCCAAUUACGAGUAUAGUUCUGUGUAAACGAGAAAGUAAACUGGUUGGAUUAAAGAGUUGCAAUCCGGUGAAAAAAAAUGACGAAUCGGAAGAUGUUUCCUUAUUUGUUUUCCUGUACAUAUUUGUUUUUUGAGAAGCAACUGUUUCGUUUACUUGCGCUUUCUGUAUAUUUCUGAAAUGUUGUGAUCACAUACGUUAGACCUUUUUCGUUUUCUUCAGCAAAAUUUAAAGCUUUAAUUAGUAAGGUAGUUUUAUUUCUUUUAUCUCACCUCCUUUUAACGCUUUCGUUCAUAAAAUAACGAAAUCAAUGCAGAAAAUCCUUGUUCACAAGAACAAUCUCCUUAAAAGUGUCCUUCUUUCCUUACUUACCUCUUAUGUGGCUUAUGUUCGUUACUCUUAUGUGUAAAUAUUGUAAUAUUUAUUCAGUGUAUUUUGUCUAUGAUAAGUAUGCCCCCACAAAAUGCAGCCGAUAAUGAACAAAAGCUAAGAUAAACGACUGACAAUUUAGCAUAAAUUAGCAUAAACCUGACCAGGAUAAAUCCAAACAGCUAUUCGCAAAUUUUCAUGUCGUCAUUUUUUGAGGUGUAGCUAUUACGUAGGACAACCAACAGUCAGUUCAAACUACCUGCGUUUUUGGAACCAUUUUAACCAGUCGUUAGUAUUUUGGAAUUUUAGGUGUUUUAGAAAAAUAUAUAUGAAUAAUGUCAAAAUUAACAAACAGCUGUCAGCAGCGUCCAGAUACAAAUCGAUAAUAAAUUCGUAGUGAGCGAUCAAUAACACAGAGUCCCACCGGUGACGUUAGUCGUAUGAAUAAUAACGAAAAUUGAAUACAUGGAAACAUUUUCUCCAAUUAGUAGUCGAACGAAGUACAAUAUCUCUUCUAGAAGCUGUAACAGAACACCACUGUCUGUCUUUACUAGUCGGAAAACAUGAAACUCUUAUCAGUAUCAUCGAGACCUCUACUCCUCCACAAAUAGUAGCUAUUCAAAUUCGUUCGUUCGCUGUUUGCCUUUUGACUUCGAUUCUAGACCAAUUUCCAUCACUUUUCCACUUGCCAUCAAUCGAAUGCAUCUUCAAUCAAUUCAUAUAAACACAUAUACAUACAGUAUUUGCAGUCACUGGAGGUAACAACUUGUUAGUGUUAGGAUUCAUGUAAACAUACAAAAACAAUACAUAUAUCAUCAUGAGAAAUCUACGUAACAACGCGCUAUGACUAACUUUUAACGCCCAAACUAGAGAAAAAGAAAUGUCGCCGAAGUAUGUAUGUAAUCAAAAGUCGCAUUAUUCUGAAUCAUAGAAAACAUAUACAUAUUAGAUUGUAGGGAACUUGUAAAACUCUUAACAAAACCUUCGAGCUAGUGCGCUACAACUACAAGAUAAUAACAUUUUUAUGCAAACAAACACAAACACCUAAUUAGACGCUCUAAGCACCCCUAAGCAGUAGACCAAAAGCGAAGCAGACUCGAAUUAUAAGCUAUACAAAGUGAACAAUAAUUAUUACGAUUAGCUAUUAUGGUAGCAAUAGGUACUUUAAACAGGUGAAAAUAGAUGAGCCGGCGCGCCGCUUGUCCGAAUAAAAUCAACAAACCAGAAAGUAAA